Petromyzon marinus (sea lamprey) is the source of this 10254-nucleotide messenger RNA. Its product is annotated as spectrin beta chain, non-erythrocytic 1-like. Lineage: Eukaryota; Metazoa; Chordata; Hyperoartia; Petromyzontiformes; Petromyzontidae. Gene Ontology annotation, cellular component: spectrin. The record is from RefSeq and is a predicted model, not a curated record. Gene Ontology annotation, molecular function: phospholipid binding; actin binding; structural constituent of cytoskeleton.
GGCUCAGCGAGGCAGGCUGCUGCUGGUGAGUGAGGUGAGCAGCAAGCAGGAGGCUGCUGCUGCUGCUGGUGGAACACAGUGCCACGUGCUGGCAAGGACCGAGUUGCUGGGCUAGACGAAGAUUUACAGGGUGGUGACUUUUGUUUUGUUCCAACCUGCGGGGUUUUUGAGGGUUCCCCCCCCCCCCGCAUUUGACUUUUUGGCGGAACGUUGUGAAGUUGUCCCGCACGGGUUUCCACGCGCCUGGGUGCAAGUUUCCAGCGAGCCCCGUCGAAGCCGCUCGUCGGGCGGCCGCGCUCUGGUCCAGCCGGCACGCCGGGUGGCGGCCGGACUCCAGGUCGAGUGAGGAUCGGGGAACUCUCCGCCUGGAUUGAGAUCCACCCGGAUUGGACCGAGGAGAAGUAUCGCCACCUGGCUGGAUUUACCUGCGCGCUCUCAUGGCCGAGAGCGACGUCUUCAUCCUCAAGUCCCCGACUUUUUCCGGGCGGAACUCCCCCGCCAACUACCCCGGAGCCCCCCAGUUCACCUACUCGCAACUCGAGGAACGCUUCAAGCAACUCCAAGACGAGCGCGAGGCCGUGCAGAAGAAGACGUUCACCAAGUGGGUGAACUCGCACCUGGCGCGCGUCUCCUGCCGCAUCGGCGAUCUCUACACGGACCUCCGCGAUGGACGCAUGCUCAUCAAGCUGCUGGAGGUGCUCUCCGGGGAGACGCUGCCCAAGCCGACGCGUGGCAAGAUGCGCAUCCACUGUCUGGAGAACGUGGACAAGGCGCUGCAGUUCCUCAAAGAGCAGAAGGUGCACCUGGAGAACAUGGGCUCGCACGACAUCGUCGAUGGCAACCACCGCCUCAUCCUGGGCCUCAUCUGGACCAUCAUCCUGCGAUUCCAGAUCCAGGACAUCAGCGUGCAGACGGAGGACAGCAAGGAGACCCGCUCUGCCAAGGACGCGCUGCUGCUAUGGUGCCAGAUGAAGACGGCGGGCUACCCCAAUGUGAACGUCCACAACUUCACGACCAGCUGGAGGGACGGUCUGGCUUUCAACGCCGUCAUCCACAAGCACCGGCCGGACCUGGUGGACUUCGAGAAGCUGAAGAAGUCGAACGCGCAGCACAACCUGCAGCACGCGUUCAACGCGGCCGAGCAGCACCUGGGGGUCACCAAACUGCUCGACCCCGAAGAUGUGAGCGUGGACCAGCCGGACGAGAAGUCCAUCAUCACCUACGUGGUCUCCUUCUACCACUACUUCUCCAAGAUGAAGGCCCUGGCCGUCGAGGGCAAGCGCAUCGGGAAGGUGCUGGACAGCGCCAUCGAGGCGGACCGCAUGGUGGAGCGCUACGAGUCGCUGGCCUCAGAGCUCCUCGAGUGGAUCGGCCGCACCAUCACGGCGCUCAACAGCCGCGACUUCCCCAACUCACUCGUGGGCGUGCAGCAGCAGCUGCACGCCUUCAGCAGCUACCGCACCGUCGAGAAACCGCCCAAGUUCACGGAGAAAGGAAACCUGGAGGUUCUGCUCUUCACCAUCCAGAGCAAGAUGAGGGCCAACAACCAGAAGGUGUACACGCCGCGCGAGGGGAAGCUCGUGGCGGAGAUCAACAGGGCCUGGGAGCGGCUGGAGAAGGCGGAGCACGGGCGCGAGCUGGCGCUGCGUGACGAGCUCAUCCGCCAGGAGAAACUGGAGCAGCUGGCGCGCCGCUUCGACCGCAAGGCGGCGAUGCGCGAGACCUGGCUGGCGGAGAACCAGCGGCUCGUCAUGCAGGACAACUUCGGCGCGGACCUGGCGGCGGUGGAGGCGGCCACGAAGAAGCACGAGGCGAUCGAGACGGACAUGGCGGCGUACGAGGGGCGCGUGCGCGCCGUGGAGGGCGUGGCGCGCGAGCUGGAGGCAGAGCGCUACCACGAGGUGGCGCGCGUGGUGCGGCGCCGCGACGGGGUGCUGCAGCUGUGGCGCCGCCUGCAGGAGCUGCUGGCGGCGCGGCGUACGCGCCUGGAGAUGACGCUGGCGCUGCAGCGAGCCUUCCACGAGAUGCUCUACACCGGCGCCUGGAUGGACGAGAUGAAGCUGCGCCUGCUGUCGCAGGAGUGUGGGAAGCACCUGCUGGGCGUGGAGGACCUCCUGCAGAAGCACGCCCUCGUGGAGGCCGACGUGGCCGCGCAGGCCGACCGCGUGAAGGCCGUCAACGCGGCCGCCCUGCGGUUCGCCGAGGAGGUGGACGGCUACAGGCCGUGCGACCCCGAGGUGGCGAGCGAGCGAGCGGGGCAGCUGGAGGCGUCCUACGCGGAGCUGUGCGCGCUGUGCGCGGCACGGCGCGCCCGCCUCGAGGAGGCUCGCGCCCUGCACCUCUUCCUGUGGGAGGCCGAGGAGGUGGAGGCCUGGGUGCGGCAGGUGGAGCCCCUCCUCGCCAGCGAGGACGCCGGCCACGACCUCGCGGCCGUGCUGCGCCUGCUCGCUCGGCACCGCGCAUUCGAGGACGAGCUGAGCGGCCGCCGGGCCCAGCUGCAGCAGACGCUGCGCCUGGGCGAGGCGGCCGCGGCGGCGUUGGCGCCCCGCCUGGCCGACGCCGCCGCCUCCGAGGAGGAGAAGCGCGAGGCGGAGCGCGACGCGCAGGCGGCCCGCGCUCGCUCCGCCGAGCUCGACAAGCUGUGGGCCUCGCUGGAGCUGGCGGCGUCGCGCAGAGCCGAGCGCCUGCGGGCCUCCGAGGCGCUGCACCAGCUGCUGUCGGACUCGGCCGACGUCGAGGCCUGGGCCCGGGAUGCGUCGCUGCUGGUGGCGGCCGGCGGGGACGUGGGCAACGACGAGUUCUCCACGCAGGCGCUCGCGCGCAAGCACCGCGACGUCGUGGAGGAGAUCGAGGGAUACAGGCCGGUGAUCGACUCGCUGCAGGAGCAGGCGGCGGCGCUGCCCGCGAGCCUCGCGGAGCCGGCCGGCGUGCGGGAGCAGCUGCGGCGCCUGGAGGAGGCGUACGGCGAGCUGGCGGCGCUGGCCGCCGAGCGCGGCCGCCGCCUGCAGGACGCGCUGGCGCUCUACACCAUCCACAGCGAGACGGCCGCCUGCCUGCUCUGGCUCGACGAGAAGAGCCAGUGGCUCGACGCUCUCGACAUUCCCGAGAAGCUGGAGGACCUGGAGGUCGUCCAGCACCGGUUUGAGAGCCUGGAGCCCGAGAUGAACGGCCUGGCGUCGCGCGUCGCCGUGGUCAAUCAGCUGGCCCGGCAGCUGCUGGGGUCGGAGCACGCCAGCGAGGACGACAUCAAGGCCAAGCAGGACCUCCUGAACGCCAGGUGGAGCGAGUUCCGGGAGCUGGCGGAGAGCAAGAAGGAGGCGCUGCAGGCGCAGCUGACGCUGCAGAGCUUCCAGCUGGAGUGCCACGAGACACAGGCGUGGAUCCGCGAGAAGACGCGUCUCAUCGAGUCCACGCAGGGCCUGGGCAACGACCUGGCCGGUGUCAUGGCGCUGCAGCGAAAGCUGUCCGGCAUGGAGCGAGACCUGGCUGCCAUAGAGGUGAAGGUGGGGGACCUGCAGGGCGAGGCGGAGCGGCUGGCGCAGCACCACCCGGAACGCGCCGGCGCCGUGCGUGGCCAGCUGGCCGACACGGCGGACGUGUGGGGCGCCCUGCGCGGCACGCUGCGCGCACGCGAGGACUCCCUCGGCGAGGCCUCCAAGCUGCAGAAGUUCCUGCAGGACGUCGACGACUUCCAGGCUUGGCUCUCCAAAACCCAGAAGGCCGUGGCGUCGGAGGACGUUCCCAGCACCCUCCCCGAGGCUGAGAAACUCCUGGCGCAGCACGAAGCGAUCAAGAACGAGAUCAGCAACUACAGCGAGGAUCACCGGCGCAUGCGGGAGAUGGGCGAGGAGGUGACGCGCGACCAGAGCGACCCGCAGCACGUGUUCCUGCGCCAGCGGCUGCAGGCCCUGCACACGGGCUGGGCCGAGCUGCACAGCAUGUGGGACAACCGGCGCGCGCUGCUGGCCGCGUGCCACGCGUACCUCGCCUUCGCACGCGACGCUCGCCAGGCUGACGGCGUUCUUAGCAACCAGGAAUACGCGCUGAGCCGCGUGGAGAUGCCGGCGACGCUGCAGUCCGCCGAGGCAGCCAUCAAGAAGCACGAGGAGCUGACCACCAGCAUGGAGGCCAAUGACGAGAAGGUCGGCAGCGUGCUGGACACGGGGAGGAAGCUGGUCGGCGAGGGGAACUUCAACGCCGACAAGAUCCAAGAGAAGAUGGAUUCCAUCAGCGAGAGGCGUGAGAAGAACCAGGCAGCAGCAGCAGACCUCCUGGGCCGUUUGAGGGACAACCGGGACCUACAGAAGUUCUUGCAAGAUUGCCAGGAGCUGAGCCUGUGGAUGAACGAGAAGAUGCUGACGGCGCAGGACAUGUCGUACGACGAGGCCAGGAACCUCCACUCCAAGUGGCAGAAGCACCAGGCCUUCAUGGCGGAGCUGGCCUCCAACAAAGAGUGGCUGGACAAGAUCAAGAAGGAGGGGGAGCAACUGAUCCGGGACAAGCCGGAGACAGAGGGCAUCGUGCAGGAGAAGCUCUCGGAGCUGGGCACCGUGUGGGACCGCCUGGAGAGCACCACGCAGCUCAAGGCCCAGCGGCUCUUCGACGCGAACCGCGCCGAGCUCUUCACGCAGAGCUGCGCCGACAUCAACAUGUGGCUCGCCGAGCUGGAGACACAGAUCACGUCCGAGGACCACGGCAGCGACCUCACCAGCGUCAACAUCCUGCUCAAGAAGCAGCAGCUGCUGGAGAAGCAGAUGGAGGUGCGCGAGAAGGAGGUGCGCGAGCUGCAGGACCAGGUGCUCGUGCUGCGGCAGGAGCAGCGCAAGGAGGGUGCGGGGGGCCCGGGGGAGGGCGGGGAGGAGGAGGUGGACGGCAUGCGCGCCAGCGUGGAGGGCCGCUUCAAGCAGGUGACGCAGCCGCUGGAGGAGCGCCGCCUCAAGCUGCUGGCGUCCAAGGAGGUUCACCAGUUCACCCGCGACCUCGAGGACGAGAUCCUCUGGGUGGAGGAGCGGCUGCCUCUGGCCACGUCCACGGAUCACGGCAACAGCCUGCAGUCGGUGCAGCUGCUCGUCCAGAAGAACCAGAACCUGCAGAAGGAGAUGGCGGGUCACGAGCCGCGCGUGCACGAGGUGUGCGAGCGCGGCGAGGCGCUGGCGCAGCGCGGCCUGGGCGAGGACGGCGCCGAGGCCGGCGCCGCGGCGCGCCGCCUGGGGGAGCUGCGGGCGCUGUGGGGCCGCCUGCGCGACGAGGCGCGGGCACGGAGCGCGCGCCUCCACGAGGCCCACCGCGCGCAGCAGUACUACUUCGACGUGGCGGAGGCCGAGUCGUGGAUGAGCGAGCAGGAGCUCUACAUGAUCGCCGAGGAGAAAGUGAAGGAUGAGCAGAGCGCACUGGCUCUGGUGAAGAAGCACGCCAUCAUGGAGCAGGGGGUGGAGGAUUACGCCAACGUCAUCCGGCAGCUGGCCGAGACCAGCCGCAGCCUGGUGGCAGACUCGCACCCCGAGAGCGACCGGAUCCUGCUGCGGCAGUCGCAGGCGGACAAGCAGUACGCCAGCCUCAAGGACCUGGCGGAGGAGCGGCGCGGGAAACUGGCCGAGAAGCACGGCCUCUUCCAGCUGAGCCGCGAGGUGGAGGAGCUGGAGCAGUGGAUCGCCGAGCGGGAGGUGGUGGCCUCCUCGCACGAGCUGGGCCAGGACUACGAGCACGUCACCCUCCUGGAGGAGCGGUUCGCGGAGUUUGCGCGGGAGACGGCGGCGACGGGCCACGAGCGCGUGAGCGGCGUCAUGGCGGCCUCCGACGUGGUCAUCGCCGGCGGCAAUGCCGAGUCGGCGGCGGCGGCCGCCGAGUGGAAGGACACGUUGGCUGAGGGCUGGGCCGAGCUGCUCGAGCUCAUGGAGACGCGGGCGCAGAUGCUCGCCGCCUCGCGCCGGCUGCACAGGUUCGUGCACGACGCGCGCGAGGUGCUGGGGCGCGUGCGCGAGAAGCAGCAGCUGCUGCCCGACGAGCUCGCGCGGGACCUCAUCUCCGUGGAGAGCCAGCAGAGGGCCCACGCCGCCUUCGAGACCGACGUGCAGGCCUUCGGCACGCAGGUGGUGGCGCUGCAGGAGUCGGCGCGCGGCCUGCAGGAGUCGUACGCGGGGGACAAGGCGGAGGAGAUCCGCCAGAGGGAGCAAGAGGCCGUGAGCGGCUGGGAGGGGCUGCUGGCGGCGUGCGCCACGCGCCGCCAGCUGCUCUCCGACACGUGGGAGAAGUGCCGCUUCUUCAGCGCUGCCCGCGACCUCCUGCUGUGGAUGGAGGGCAUUGAGAGGCAGAUGGAAGCUCAGGAGAAGCCAAGGGACGUUUCUUCUGCUGAGCUGCACAUCACCAACCACCAGGACGUCAAGGCCGAGAUGGACGCGCGUAACGACAGCUUCGUCGCCGUGGUGGAGAUGGGGCAGUCGCUGCUCGACCGCGGGCACUACGCCUCUGACGAGAUUCAGGAGAAGCUGGAGCAGCUUAAGGACAAGCGGAAGGGCAUGGUCCUGCACUGGGAGGAUCGCGCCGAGUGGCUCAAGCUCAUGCUGGAGGUGCACCAGUUUGCGAGGGACGCCGGCGUGGCGGAGGCCUGGCUGCUGGCGCAGGAGCCGCACGUCACGUGCCAGGAGUUUGGGGAGAGCGCAGACGAGGUGGACGAGCUGCUCAAGCGGCAGGAGGCCUUCGAGAAGUCGGCCGGCACCUGGGAGGAACGCAUCGCGCUGCUCGAGAGGCUCACCACCCUGGAGGUUCGCGAGCACAAGCGGCGGGAGGCGCGCCUGGCGGAGGAGAAGCGCCAGGAGCAGCUGGAGCGCGAGCGCCAGGAGAAGGAGGAGGAGGAGGAGGAGGCGCGGCGGGCGGCAGAGCAGGAGGAGAGGGAAAAAGAGUUAAUGGAGCAGACUGUGCAGAAUGGUAUCCCGUCUGAUCAAGAGUCCCCGAAGACCAACGGAGAGGACGCGAAGGAGGCGGAUGGCAGCGCCGUCCCAACGGCCGCGGACGAGGUCCAGCCCGCCACGCUCAAGGAGGGCUCCCUGCACCGCAAACACGAGCUCGAUGCCAACGGGAAGAAGGCCUCCAGCAGGUCCUGGAACACGGUGUUCUGCAAGCUCACGGACCACGGCCUGGGCUUCUACAAGGACAACAAGAGCGCCGCCGCGGGGGCUCUGUACCACAACGAGCCCCCCCUGCCCCUCGCCGGCGCCGCCUGCGAGGUGGCCUCCGACUACAAGAAGAGGAAGCACGUCUUCAAGCUGCAGCUUGCGGACGGGAGUGAAUACCUGUUUCAAGCCAAGGACGACGACGAGAUGAACGCCUGGAUCCAGAGCAUCUGUGGGAACGGGAUGGGUUCGGGGAGCGCGAGCGGCGUGGGGAUGGGGGGCAGCGCCAGCGCCAGCGGGCUGCCCAGCGGCGGCGGAGACACGGCCAGCCUCGGCGGUGGCGGUGGAGAGCCGCAGCAGCAGCAGCAGCAGCAGUCGCCUGCCGCCGUGGUGCUGCGCCGGAAACCGACGUCGCCGGGAUCGGCCGCCAGCGACACGACGAGCCCGAGCCGCAAGAGCGAGAAGCGCUUCAGCUUCUUUGGGAAGAAAAAGUAAACGGAGAGCCAGCGGGGAGGAGAGAAACAUUUUGAAUACCUAGGCAGUAGAGACAGAAUGUUAGACGAGAAGAAUAGAAAUAGAACGGUGUUGCUACUAGCAUUUGUUUCGAUGGCAAAUCCCACGCCCGCUAAGCAUUAGAACACAGCUGUUGGUGUGCCCGGUAGUCGUGGAGGGAGAGAUGGUGAGGGUGUAAUAACCGUGCUAGCCCUAACUUCGUUACCCGUAACCUUAAUUACUCGAUUGACCUGGAGAUGACAUCCUAGUUAUAUACGGGGGCAUCGUUCCUCGCUGACUCCUUGCGGAUCUGCCACUACAUAGGGGCUGUUGUAGCGUCCGAACAUCUCCCUUGUAAAGAGCAAGUUGUCGAGUAACAAUUGCGUGACGUUCACAUUAACUUUGUAAUCCAUGUGCAGUGUACGUGGCAUGUGGGAACAUCUUAAGGGGGGGACGCAGGGCGGGACUAGAGGUAGGCGUUGUGUAUCUCUGCGGGUGGCAACGAGAACGUGGAUAAAGAAGGUGCCAGAGUGGUAACGGGCGGGGCUAUGAGGUCGUGGGUUCACGUGUGACACUACGGUACCACAGAUCCUUGGUACUUUUUUCUGCCCCCCCCCCCGCCAUAUACUGCGGGGCCGUCAGUUCGGAGGAGUGGGUGGAGUGCAGCAGCUCGUUCUUUGUUUUUGGGGGGGGGGAUUUUUUUUCCCUUUUUAAAAAUCGUGAAACCAAAACACCGCACGCUGGGGGUCCCGGUGAGAGUCCACGCCGGGUCUCGCUCGGUGUGAGCAAAGUAGAAGGAACACGAAAUAUGCAAUUCGAACAACCCAACUAAAAUUAUUAUCGACCAUUUUAGCACGUGGCUAUAUAAGCUGAGCUGCCUUUGAUUUUAUGUAUUGCAAAUACACAAGUUCCAGACAUUAUAUUCGGUUGUAGAUUUGUGCAAAUCGUUUUUUUUUAAAUGAGAGUCUGAUAUCUGAUGCUCUUUUUAGAUGUAGAUCGGUAUCUCACCUUCUGUCGGGGGGGGGGGGGGGGGGGGGUCACUUUAAGAUUCUGUGAAUUGCCCUGCUGGUCUACUCCAACAGCUCUUAUAGCCAGGUGCCGUGAUGUGACACGGCCACUGCUACAAUGUAACUACUCUUUGGCCUUGUGCCAAGUAUAGCCAUGGCUUUUUUCUUUCCUUAUUGAAAUUCCAAAGUUUUAAGUGUACAGGAAUAAUGGAAUGUGUAUGUUGUUGGAGGGAUAGAGAGAGAGAGCUGAAGAUAAAGAAAGGAUUAAGUGACAUUGAUGAGCGAGAGAGGCAGAACUAGUAACCAACUGUUAGUGUUUGUAAAAAAAACUUUAUGGGGUUAAAAUCCAGGUUAAAUUCAUAAUAUAAAACUAGUUUAUGUAUGUGUGCUUUAAUUGUAAGGUGCAUUAAUGUAUGCAUUCCGUUUGUGUUAGCGGGUAAGUGGGAACCGCCGCUCUUGCCUAGCAAGCCCCUGCGCUGUUCCACUCUCGUGGACGACUGCUUUUGUCGGCUUGAUGCGCUUUCUAACGUCGGCUCAGAGUAGAAGAAGCGUCCAGUCGAGCGCGGCAUUGGGAUGCGCUCCACACGAUCCUCUAGGGGAGGGGGCAGUGGUGGGGGGACGUUCCCGUGGGAGCGCCGAGCGCCGGGGUCGUUCCGUCUGCGAGGCGCCGUCCGUCCCGGUGCAGCGCUCGUUCCGGUCGGAGGUUCACGCGCGAAGGGGCGGCCUGGACGGUGACCGGGAUGUCGCCCUGCGUGGUGACCUGUACGUUUCGAUGCGAGGAGUGCUUUUUUUGCUUCUAGAAAGAAUAUGCAGUCUAAUGAAUAAAAACGCGAAACGUGCGUUGACAUUAAAGCCCCAGUGUGCAGAGCUUUAGCUGAUGUGCUUGUGCCAUUUUUAACACGUUUUAACCUCAACACGUGAAUAUCAUUAAAGGUAAAAGUUUAGAAUAUCGUUUUAAAUUAAGACGUAGUUAAGUUUAGAGGAAGAAAACAUUUUUACGACAGUCUAAACGGCUACGACUCGAUGCACCGCUGCGCUUGUGCCAAGGCCUCGCGUUGUCGCUCGUGGCGGUGGUGAUGCUGCGGGGUCUGGCGCCGACCUGCCCCACGGGGCAGCCGCAGAGCCCCUGGGACUCUGCGGCUGUCGGAGCAGCGCGGCGAUGAAAUGGGGCGGGGAGGGGAGCGAGGGGGAAGAGGAGGGGGGGGGGGUCAUCGCCAGGGCUUCACUUCCAGACGAGAGGACCCGGGAGGUGCCACAAACCUGGCAGUAGCCACAGGACGUAGCGAGUAGUGCACUGGAUGUGGUGUGCCGGGCGCGGGACGUAUUUUCCGGAGUCGGAGCCCCCGGACAGCUCCGGCUGAAUCCCUUGGGCAUGGCCACCCUGGGAGGAUUGAGGCCCCGAACCCCCAUCCCGAGUCUCGCACCGACACGAACCAGGGCGUCCUCCUGUCUCUCUGCUGGGGCUUUAAGCGCUGCCCGUAGUUCAAGAGCAAAUUGCGCGCUUCUCACACUGUCGGCCGAGCUACGGUUGUCGGCAGGGAGUUAAUGCAUUGCCGCCGGCAUGGUAACCCUUCGUGCGUGGUGUCUGUGCUACACAAGGAGUCUGCGUGAGCAGUCGUGUUAAUAAAAACUAAAACUGACCGUGA